Molecule: messenger RNA, 1350 nt
Organism: Wickerhamiella sorbophila
Lineage: Eukaryota; Fungi; Ascomycota; Dipodascomycetes; Dipodascales; Trichomonascaceae
Product: Branchpoint-bridging protein
Exons: 1
Coding region: 1-1350 (449 amino acids)
Biological process (GO): regulation of mRNA splicing, via spliceosome
Cellular component (GO): nucleus
Molecular function (GO): mRNA binding; zinc ion binding
Source: RefSeq, a predicted model, not a curated record
AUGAGCAGACCGCCAGGGAGUUUUCAACGACCUCAUGAGUCUGAUAGAGGGCGCACAAUUGAGCGAAGUUCCAGAUGGGGCCCUGAAACUAAAGUGAAUGGUAAAAUCACCGGCGUGCUAACUCCAGAGCAGCUCAAUGCGUAUGCAUUGCAUGCAGCCAUCACAGAUCUAAGUGAUCGACUGCGAACUAACCAAAUAGUUCUGAAUCGGCGUUCACGUUCGAAUUCGCCCCCGCCAGAGUACAAUUCUUUUGGUAAGAGAAUCAACACAAGGGAGCAGCGUCGUCGUGAGGAGAUGGAAAAAGAGCUUACUGCCCUAGUCGAUCUCGCACUACGGACAAUCCCGCAUUUCAGAGCACCUUCUAACUUUAAACGAUACCAGAAAACGCAAGAAAAAGUAUUCAUGCCGGUUCAUGAAUACCCAAAUAUUAAUUUUGUUGGUUUGUUGCUGGGGCCCCGUGGGAAGACUUUACAGCGAAUGGAAGAGGAAUCUGGUGCCAAAAUUGCCAUCAGAGGUCGUGGUUCAGUUAAGGAAGGUCGAGGACGCAGUAGUACAGGCUCCAUGGAAAGUGAGGAAGAUCUUCAUUGUAUUAUCAAUGCCGAAAGUGAUGAAAGUUUGAAAAAGGGCUUACAGUUGGUACACAACAUUGUGAAUACGGCUAUUUCUAUGCCUGAACAUCACAAUGAGUUAAAACGAGGUCAGCUAAGGGAACUUGCUGUUCUAAACGGCACAUUGCGAGACGACGAGCAUCAAAUCUGCCCCAAUUGUGGGCAAUCUGGCCAUCGUAAAUUCACCUGCCCUCAGCAAACUAGUUUCUUAUCAACAAUUGUUUGUCGCAGAUGCGGCAAGUCUGGUCAUUUUGCUCGCGACUGUACUGAAACCGUUUCGGACGACGCGAAUACGGAGUUUGAGAAUCUCAUUGAGGAACUUCGUGAGACUUCGCAGCUUCCUCAUAAAGCUCCCUUCAAUGCUCGAAAUGAUUCUGUUCUGCCAGAGGCAUCUAAGCCUCUCAAUAGUUUUUCAUCCCAACCACCGGGUGUUCUUGCUUCAACUCCACCUCCGCCUGGGGUAGGACCCCCAGGAGCCAACUCUGUCGUGGGUGUAGCUAGAGCCCCACCACCACCUCCUCCUCCUACGUUCCCUACAAUGGGUUCGCCGGUACCACCUCCUUCAUCUGGUUCAGCCCCUUUGCCGCCUCCACCACCUCCACCUGGAAUUCCUGGUCCACCGGGCCUAGCGAAUAUUCAAAAGCCCCCAGCUCCCCCUCCUCCAGGACUGCAGAGGCCACCUGCGCCUCCUGGGCCGCCAGGACCGCCACCACCUACACAACCAGCACCUCCUGGAAUUUAA